ACUAUAUGAUUGUUUUAUGUUUUGAAACAGAACAUCCUUAGUUAGAGAAUUAUAUAAUCUUUGUUUAUAUUAUAUUUUUGCAUACAAAAUUAGGAAGCUAGAUAUUUCUUAUUCGUUUGUUUAUGACCAUUUUUAUCUAUAUAUACACUCAAAACCCUACAUAGAUUCAAGUAUUCUCACCUUAUUACACAUAAAUAUAUAUUGGUUCUCUCCUUACUCAAACACACAUAUAUUUUCUUUGGGCAAAACUCAAACACACAUAUAUAUCGGGAUUAUUCUCUCCGGCAGUAUGAUGAGGCAAAGGAUAGUUCUGAAAAUUGAUAUGAGCGAGAAUGAGAAAGCAAUAAAGAAAGCUAUGAAAAUCGCGUCAGCAGCAUCAGGUGUGAGAUCUGUCACGAUUGGGGGACAGAACGAUCAGUUGGUUGUUGUGGGAGCGGGAAUUGACACGGCCGAGCUAACACGUCUGCUACGGAGGAAAGUUUCUCCCACCACGUCCAUCGUCACCGUUCAAGCCGCACCGCCUCCACCGCCCCAGCGGCAGCAGCCACCGCAGUAUCAUCUGAUGGAACAUCACAACGAGAUGGCUCCGGCGAGAAGAUGCAUAUGCGAGAUACCGAAUUCAGGUUUCUGCGGGUUUUGUAGAACCACUUACCAGAUGGUAGCUCCGGUGGUCUACGUCCGUGAAGAAUCUGAUGGUUGCAGAAUCAUGUGAUGGGAAGCUUUCAACUCUGAGUUGAUAUUUGUUUGACUUUCUGUUUUUCUUACAAGUUCUGUAAAUAACUUGAAAAUUCGUGGUGCUGUAAAUAAUGUGACAAUGGGACUAGAAAAGAUUCAUUAAACCAAAAAAAAAAGUAAAAUGCAAUGUUUCAUGAUCGAACUAUACUCAAAAAAACUAUUCAAAUA
This is a messenger RNA of Raphanus sativus (radish), 903 nucleotides long. Its product is annotated as heavy metal-associated isoprenylated plant protein 41-like. Bases 290 to 712 code for a protein of 140 amino acids. NCBI's taxonomy places the organism in Eukaryota, Viridiplantae, Streptophyta, Magnoliopsida, Brassicales, Brassicaceae. The transcript has 3 exons. The record is from RefSeq and is a predicted model, not a curated record.